ACCAACUGAACUCUGUUGUCAGAACUACCAACUGUCAAGAUGGGGCCACCGGCUCAGCUCUGCAGAUGGGCAGAACCCCUGACUGGGCUCUCGGUGCCACGGCAAGCUGGAAUAUGCCACAGCAAGCAGGAAUAUGGUCUGUCAAGAUCCAAGCAUGGUUAACGAUCACUUCUUCACACUCAAUGGCCUUUCAGGAGCUCCUGGAUCAAGUUGGUGGCCUGGGGAAAUUCCAUAUCCUUCAGAUAGUUUUAGUUUUUCCUUAUUUACUGUUGCUAUUAAGUCAUUUCCUUUUGGAGAACUUCACUGCAGCCAUUCCCAGUCAUCGCUGCUGGGUGAACAUCCUUGACAAUGACACAGUCACUGAUAAUGAUACUGGCAUUCUUAGCCCUGAUGCCCUCCUUAGGAUCUCCAUCCCAUUGGACUCAGAAUCGAGGCCAGAGAAACGUCAGCGCUUUAUCCGUCCCCAGUGGCAUCUCCUUCAUCUGAAUGGAACCUUCACCAACAGGACUGAGCCAGACACAGAGGCCUGUCUGGAUGGCUGGGUUUAUGACCAGAGCUCCUUCCUCUCCACCAUGGUGUCUGAGUGGGACCUCGUACGUAGUUACCAGUCAUGGAGAUCAGUUGCUCAGUUCCUGUUCAUGGCUGGAAUGUUGGUGGGAGGCUUCAUAUACGGUCAUCUCUCAGACAGGUUUGGGAGAAAGGUGGUUCUCAUGUGUUUAUUACAGCUUCCCGUCAUCGGGACGGGUGCCGCGUUUGCUCCCACCUCCCUCAUCUAGUGCUUCCUUCGCUUCUUGUCAGGUUGUGCUGCCAUCGCCAUCUUGGUCACCGGCUCUAUUCUCAUCAUAGAGUGGAUAAGUCUCCGGUCGAAAGUCAUGACAAUAGUACUGAUAAAUUGUGCCUUGAGUAUUGGACAGGUAAUUCUGGGAGGACUGGCAUUUGCCCUUCGAGAGUGGCGCAUCCUGCAGCUGGCGGUGUCUGUACCUUACUUUGUCUUCUUUCUCUCCUCGAGGUGGGUGGUGGAAUCCGCUCGGUGGCUGAUUAUCAACAAUAAACCAGAUGAGGGCUUAAAGGAACUUAGAAAAGUUGCACAAAGAAAUGGACGGAAGAAUGCUGGUGAAACCCUGACCAUCGAGGCUUUAAGAUCCGCCACGAAGGAGGAGCUGGAGACAGCACAGACCCAAACUACUGUGUGUGACAUGUUCCGCACCCCCAGCUUGCGGAAGAUAAUCUGUAUCCUGCUAUUUGUGAGAUCUGCAAUUGCGAUACCCUUUUAUGGCAUCAUUUUGAAUCUACAUCACUUUGGGAAUAAUAUUUUCCUGUUCCAAGUGGCCUUUGGAGCUCUCACCACCGUCGCCCGAUGUCUUCCUGUUUUAGUAAUGAAUUAUAUGGGCCAUCGAACAACCCAGACACUUUUCCUGGUCCUCACGGGACUUUCUAUUUUAAUCAACACCUUUGUGCCCCAAGACAUGCAGAUUCUGCGUGUGGUUUUGGCAAGUGUAGGAAUCAGCUCUGCCGCUGCUUCUUUCACUUGUUUUGGUAUCUACUUCUGUGAGAUCAUCCCCACGGUCCUCAGGGCAAGAAUUUUAGGAUUUGACACACUGGCCAGUAGGGUUGGGACCACACUGGCUACCCUCUUGAUGAUCCUACAGGCAUAUCUUUCCACUCUGCCCUGGAUGAUCUAUGGAGUCUUUCCUAUCACCUCUGGGCUUGCUGUCCUCUUCCUCCCUGAAACCAAGGGUCUGCCUCUGCUGGACACCAUCAACAACCUGAAAAAUAUCAAAGAAAUCUCAAGAAAAGUAAAUGAAAUGAAUUCCCACAUAAAAGUGACAAAAGUUUAAGGAGUUUUCAUGAGCUGACUGCUGAGGAAAGAAAAAUAUGAAAGAAAAAUAAAAUACAAAAAUUUCCUUAUAUAUA
Molecule: messenger RNA, 1914 nt
Organism: Suricata suricatta (meerkat)
Lineage: Eukaryota; Metazoa; Chordata; Mammalia; Carnivora; Herpestidae
Product: solute carrier family 22 member 10-like
Biological process (GO): transmembrane transport
Molecular function (GO): transmembrane transporter activity
Source: RefSeq, a predicted model, not a curated record